AUGAAGAAGCUCUUUAACCGCUCAACCAAGUCGUCCGAGCAGGAGCGCGAUGGCUCCAUGACUCCCAUGUCGACUUCACACCAGCGCUCUUCCGGUAUCAUGCAAGGCCACGACUUACACAAGCGCCGCCACCAAAGCGCAACUGUGACGCCUUUCCCUCUCGACGCCGGCCGCGCGAACGGAGGAUCAAGGCCGCCGUCUCACCCGAACUCCACUCCGGCUGGACCGAUGCAGGUCCAGCCUCAGAUCGUUCCCCAGCCCAUGAACGCCGCCAUGAUGCAAAAGCCGGUUCCGCCUCCACCUGGCGGCGCCGCUCUGGCUUCCGCAACACCUCCCCCGAGACCGCCGCGAGACAGCGCUCGCGGUGCCCCCGUAGCUCCUGGGCAGCCCGACUAUCGACAGAUGGAGGAGGAGGCUGCCUCAGCUCCAUUCAGGCGAGAUGGAGGCAACGAUCGGACGAGCAUGGCGAACCCUCGAUCGAGAUCGGGGACAGGUGGAACAGGUUCGAGUUAUGUUAUGCCGACGCCCGAACCCAGAUCCCCAGGCAUGCCGGGCCCCGGACGCUCGCCCAACGACCCUCCCAUCGCGCAGAUGUACGCCAGACCGGAUACAGCCAUGUCCCAGACAGCACCCACACAACCCGCACAGCCCGCGUUCUUCCUGCCCCCCGGUGCGGGACCACCGUCGCCCCAGUUCCGCCCCGCAACUCGCCCCUCGACUCCCCCGACGUCAGGCCGCUUCUCGCACUCCCACCAAGGCAGCAUUCCCAGCUUGCACAACGUCGCUUCCAAUCUCCCACCGCACAUCACCGCAUCCAGCUACGAAGGCCCCGACGGCUACUCAAGCGCGCGAAGUCGAGGAUACAGCGCUUCGUCUCAAUCAGGGCGGGGAUCCGACCAGGAAGGGUCCGUUCACCCCAGCCCCCAGGUCGUCAACAUGCUGGGAGGGAAGGGUGGCCAAGGCCAAUCCCCUCUGAACCGAUCACCAUUAGCCAACAACUUCAACUCGACCAGUGCCGACGACGGCGACGAAGAGGCCCAUCGACCGAGGUCAAGACGAGAACUGAACGCUUCUGGUAUCCGCAGCUCCAUGCCUUCGAUCAUGGGUGGUGGAGGUCAUCAUCACAAUGUCCCAGAGUCAAACCGCAUGGAGAACCUCGACGUGAGGCACGACGGCAAGCACGAUUCAAGACACUUCUUCUCAGCCUCCAGCUCCCACAAGGACAAGGACGACAAGGACAAGGAGAAGAAGAAAGGAUUCUGGAGCGGGUGGAGCGAUCGAAAGCACAAUAAGCUAUCGAAGCACCAGUCCAACCCUGUGCAGCCCCGACCUGAAGACGAGGCUGCCUCCAGCCUAGGACACGGCCAGCCUGACCCCAUUGACACACAUUCGUCCCAUGGCCACGGUCAAUACGUUGUCAGCUCUAACGGGACGACACCGACAGUCACGACCGCGCCUGUGCACCUCGACAAGGAUCUGCCUGUCGUCAUGCCUGGCUCAGUUGAAGACAGGCCUAGCGCAGAAGGUUACCGCGGUGACGCUGAGCUUUCGACUGCAGGGGGACACGCCAGCUCGCUUGGGCACGGUGGUAUGGAAGUCGCGCCUAAGCCCUCUUCGCGUUCCCGAUCGGCUUCGAACGCAGUGUCCAUCGAGGUUCUGACUUCCGCGCGCGAGACCGGAACCGACCGACAACUCUGCUCGCGCCGUGAAACGACCCAGAACGCCGUCCUCGAGCUCUGCGAGAAGAUCAACCUGUCCGAAAACCCCGACGCGGCCAGUAAGGAUGCUGCUCGUGGUCUGCACUUCGCCACGUGCCGCAAGUUCAUGGCCGCCGUUGAGCCCAUUGUCACCAACAAACUCGACCCUCCACCGUCGCAGGCAACUUUGCGCUGGGCGAUCGACGUUCUCGCUGGUCUCACGUACGCUUAUCACGCCGAACGCGGCUGCGAAGGCCUCCAGGAGCUGUGGAAGAAGAUCAAGCUCCCUGAGGACUUGGACAUCGGACGCCCUCUGCCCGAUGACUUCCUUCUUUAUUCUCCCGGUUCGCUGCCGCCCAACCCGUCGGACGCUGCUAGUAUCAACACGACGACCGCGACGGUCCGAACCGAUAGGACACCGAAGGACAAGCGGGACAAGGUGCGGAGGAAGCGUGACAAGGACGGCAAGGAAGCGAAAGACUCGGUUAAGGACCGGGGCAAACCGCGCGACCGGCCCAAGUAUCACGUCACUCCAAGCCACGAGGAUGACAUUCAGAAGCUCAUCGUCGAGGCGUCCGAGGGCAAGGAGAAUGCGCGAAUCCUGUCCGAGGCGCUUGUUUACACUGCGCCGUCAGAGUUCGACGACAAGGUUAUUCUGCAAGAGUAUCACUCUCGAUGCCAGCAGUCCUUCACUUCGCUCAGCACGCAAAUGGACUGGGCGCAGUCGGAGGCUGCCAAGUCGCGCCGUGUCGCAGACUCGAUUGAGCUACAGGAGGCGACCAAUAUGGCUACUCCGGAGGAGAGUGCGCUCGACGUGCUCCUUGAGGCGCACGGCAAGCUCUCUGACGCUAUGGAGCAGUACGAUGAGCUCGCGCGUUCUGCCGCAUACGAGAAGGAAGUUCGCGCUGUCGAGGAGAUCAGCAAGAAGGACACCCGCAUGGACCGACGGCAGAAGGAUAUGCUCAUGGUGGACGAGACGAUGCGCGCCGAGGGUUCGGCCGCGUCUCGCUCUCCGUCGCCAGGCCAGUACAUGGAUGCCGACGCCCGCCAGUCACACGACCAGCACCAUUCCCAUGAACAGAUGCGUGCUUCAUUCGAGAAAAUGCGGAUGCCGCAGGACCGCCCCGCUGCCCUGUCUCCACCUCCAAUCGCCAUGCCUGUCGCCCCGUCCGCGCCCAUGUCGCCCGUCUACACCGGUGCCGCAACCCCUGCAAGUGCGCAAAGCCUGGGCACUACUCCGGGCAUCGCCAGUGGACUGGCCGCCGGAGCUGCCGUUGGCGCCGCCACAGGAGCUGGUAUCAGCGUCAUGAUGAAUGGGUUCCAGGCCGAUCGAUCCUCGACGCCGUCGCCGGAAGACCACCCGCUGCCGCAGCCGCCCCUCCGUCCGGCGAUGACUGGUCAGCGUGCGCCUUCCCCGGUCGGGAACAAGCAGCCCGCGGCGCGACGCAUGGGUGGUCCUCGCCCGCUGCCCCUGCCGAACGCAUUCCGCAGUCACAACUCAACCGCAAGCUUGCACGCUGCCUCGGACAUGCACGCUUCCAGCACAGAAGGACCGAACGGUACCGCAAACGGCACUCCCGCUCCCGAGUCGAGUGCCGAGGAGAUCGACGACGAUGCGCCACCCAAGAUGCCGUCCCGCAAAGCGCUCGGAAAGCGCAGGGCCGAUCCUGACAACGACUUUGACCCCGAUAGCCUGUUCACAGGACGCACGAAGCCGCCCGCGGACAACGCAAGCGAGAUCAGUGUGUCGCUCGACGACGUUUACGCCGCAAAGCCGAUCAAGUAUGCGUACGACGCCUAUGCCGAACGCCUCGCGCUCGAACGCGACGAGCAGGCCAAGGCCGCGGCAGUGGCUGCUCCGGUUCCCGCACGAUAG
Molecule: messenger RNA, 3573 nt
Organism: Trichosporon asahii var. asahii CBS 2479
Lineage: Eukaryota; Fungi; Basidiomycota; Tremellomycetes; Trichosporonales; Trichosporonaceae
Exons: 4
Coding region: 1-3573 (1190 amino acids)
Biological process (GO): endocytosis; actin cortical patch localization; actin filament organization
Cellular component (GO): actin cortical patch
Source: RefSeq, a predicted model, not a curated record